This is a messenger RNA of Patella vulgata (common limpet), 1303 nucleotides long. RefSeq lists its product as uncharacterized. The transcript is spliced from 8 exons. The coding region runs from base 162 to 962 and encodes 266 amino acids. NCBI's taxonomy places the organism in Eukaryota, Metazoa, Mollusca, Gastropoda, Patellidae. The record is from RefSeq and is a predicted model, not a curated record.
UCACCGAAACAGCUUAAUCAAGGGAAGUGAACUCCAUUUAAUAUCUGAAUGGGCCACGAUCAACAAAGGCUUCUUUAGGGUGUGCUUUUCAUAAGCUGCAAAAUGUGUGUCUUUAUAAAUUAAAUAAUGAUUUAGUUAUAGAUAUAGGUCAAUCUAUUAAUAUGUAUUAUAUUGCAUUUUUAUUUUUGGUGGUGAUUAGGCCACUUGAAGCCAAUAAUAGAUGCAGUAGGCAGAAAUCUAGAAUUGUCAGAAAUGUAAUUAAUUCUAAAAUGGUGCUACCUUUUGAAUUACUGGAUGCAGAACUGCCAAUAUCAUGUCCAUUACACCCACAUAGAGAUAUGUAUAGAAUACAAGAAGAUAAUAAAAUUAUGGAAUCAAUGAGUAAAUGGACCUGUAAUUAUUGUGGCAAGGCCUUUGUUGGCGAAGAAUUUGUGGAUAAACAUUUUGAUAAUCGUCAUAUGAAUGAAAUAGUAGCAAAAGAGAAUAUUGUAUGUUUAGCAGAUUAUUGUGAAGUAUUUAGAUGUGAUAUUAUAGCAGGUGUAAGAAAACCAGAUUAUUGGGAUUUUGCUCUGUGUAUGGAGGAUGAUAUGAAAGAAAUAUUAGAGGAAUGUAAUAAAUUAAUGGAAGACUGUAUACCUAAAUAUAUUACAGUUAAUGAAACAAAACAUUUUAGAGAUUUAUUACAAGAUGCUGUUUGUUCAUAUCUUACAUGUAAUAAAUUCUGGGAAAUUCCUAAAAAAGAGACACCUGAUGGUAAAAUAGCUCUAUAUGUAGUGAUGACAUUAUUAAUAUUAUUUGCUCUGUUAGUAUAUUAUUGUGUUUUCUACCAGUUUUACUAUACGGAUACAUUCAGUGAUUCUAUUGUAUAUGAUCCAACUCCAAGGGGUAGACAUCGUAUGGUACACCCAUCUUAUCAGGAAGUUAGACAAAGAGCUACAGCUACAAGAGGAGGUGUAGCUUGAUAAGAUUUAUUAUUGCUGUAGUGGACAUGUAAAUAUAACAGGUUAGAGUGACUGUGUUGGUCACCAUCACUGCAUAUAAUAUCAGUUAUAAAUCAUGUAAAAGUGAGCCAUUUGUGUUGCUGCGUACAAGAAUUCCAGAAAAAUAUAAUAUUUUGUGAUUUUUGGAAUGAAAAGCUCUAUGAAGUAUAAAUGUGUGUGUGAAAUAACGAAUUUAUAUUUAUUGAUAAUCGUGAAGAUAUAGUGGGAUUUUCAAGAUAUAUUAAAAUUCAUAAAUCGAUGUAAAACCAUAAACUUCAAUUUUUCAUUAUUCCAUUUUUAAAUAUAAAUUUCAUAUUUUGUAA